AGGGCAGAGCCUCUGAGCUUAAGUUAGUUUUGUUUCCCUGUCCCGGAUACAAGAGUUGGUAAGCUCGCUGCAGUGGGUGGAGAGAGGCCUCUAGACUUCAGUUUCAGUUUCCUGGCUCUGGGCAGCAGCAAGAACUCCUCUGCCUCCCAUCCAACCAUUCACUGUCUUGCCGGCAGCCAGCUGAGAGCAAUGGGAAAUGGGGAGUCCCAGCUGUCCUCGGUGCCUGCUCAGAAGCUGGGUUGGUUUAUCCAGGAAUACCUGAAGCCCUACAAAGAGUGUCAGACACUGAUCGACGAGACGGUGAACACCAUCUGUGACGUUCUGCAGGAACCCGAACAGUUCCCCCUGGUGCAGGGAGUGGCCAUAGGUGGCUCCUAUGGACGGAAAACAGUCUUAAGAGGCAACUCCGAUGGCACCCUCGUCCUCUUCUUCAGUGACUUAAAACAAUUCCAGGAUCAGAAGAGAAGCCAACAUGACAUCCUCGAUAAAACUGGGGAUAAGCUGAAGUUCUAUCUGUUCACGAAGUUGAUGAACAACAAUUUCGAGAUCCAGAAGUCCCAUGAUGGGUUCACUGUCCAGGUGUUCACAAGAAAUCAGAGAAUCUCUUUCAAGGUGCUGGCUGCCUUCAACGCUCUGAGCUUAAAUGAUAAUCCCAGCCCCUGGAUCUAUCGAGAGCUCAAAAGAUCCUUGGAUAAGACAAAUGCCAGUCCUGGUGAGUUUGCAGUCUGCUUCACUGAACUCCAGCAGAAGUUUUUUGACAACCGUCCCAGAAAACUAAAGGAUUUGAUCCUCUUGAUAAAGCACUGGCAUCUACAGUGCCAGAAAAAAAACAAGGAUUUACCCUCGCUGUCUCCGUACGCCCUGGAGCUGCUUACGGUGUAUGCCUGGGAACAGGGGUGCAGAAAAGACAACUUUGACAUUGCUGAAGGCGUCAGAACCGUUCUGGAGCUGAUCAAACGCCAGGAGCAGCUGUGUAUCUAUUGGAUGGUCAACUACAACUUUGAAGAUGAGACCAUCAGGAACAUCCUGCUGCACCAGCUCCAAUCAGCGAGGCCGGUAAUCUUGGAUCCAGCUGACCCAACUAAUAAUGUGAGUGGAGAUAAAAUAUGCUGGCAACGGCUGAAAAAAGAAGCUCAAACUUGGUUGACUUCUCCCAACCUGGAUAAUGAAUUACCUGCACCAUCUUGGAAUGUUCUGCCUGCACCACUCUUCACGACCCCAGGCCACCUUCUGGAUAAGUUCAUCAAGGAGUUUCUCCAGCCCAACAAAUGCUUCCUAGAGCAGAUCGACAGUGCUGUUAACAUCAUCCGUACAUUCCUUAAAGAAAACUGCUUCCGACAAUCAACCACCAAGAUCCAGAUUGUCCGGGGAGGAUCAACUGCCAAAGGCACAGCUCUGAAGACUGGCUCUGAUGCCGACCUCGUCGUGUUCCAUAACUCGCUUAAAAGCUACACCUCCCAAAAAAAUGAGCGGCACAAAAUCGUCAAGGAAAUCCACGAACAGCUGGAAGCCUUUUGGAGGGAGAAUAAGGAGGAGCUUGAAGUCAGCUUUGAGCCUCCCAAGUGGAAGGCUCCCAGGGUGCUGAGCUUCUCUCUGAAAUCCAAAGUCCUCAACGAAAGUGUCAGCUUUGAUGUGCUUCCUGCCUUUAAUGCACUGGGUCAGCGGAGUUCUGGCUCCACACCCAGCCCCGAGGUUUAUGCAGGGCUCAUUGAUCUGUAUAAAUCCUCGGACCUCCCGGGAGGAGAGUUUUCUACCUGUUUCACAGUUCUGCAGCGAAACUUCAUUCGCUCCCGGCCCACCAAACUAAAGGAUUUAAUUCGCCUGGUGAAGCACUGGUACAAAGAGUGUGAAAGGAAACUGAAGCCAAAGGGGUCUUUGCCACCAAAGUAUGCCUUGGAGCUGCUCACCAUCUAUGCCUGGGAGCAGGGGAGUGGAGUGCCGGAUUUUGACACUGCAGAAGGUUUCCGGACAGUCCUGGAGCUGGUCACACAAUAUCAGCAGCUCUGCAUCUUCUGGAAGGUCAAUUACAACUUUGAAGAUGAGACCAUUAGGAAGUUCCUGCUGAGCCAAUUGCAGAAAACCAGGCCUGUGAUCUUGGACCCAGCCGAACCCACAGGUGACUUGGGUGGAGGGGACCGUUGGUGUUGGCAUCUUCUGGCAAAAGAAGCAAAGGAAUGGUUAUCCUCUCUCUGCUUCAAGGAUGGGACUGGAAAUCCAAUACCACCCUGGAAAGUGCCGGCAAUGCAGACACCAGGAAGUUGUGGAGCUAGGAUCCAUCCUAUUGUCAAUGAGAUGUUCUCAUCCAGAAGCCAUAGAAUCCUGAAUAAUAAUUCUAGAAGAAACUUCUAGAGGUCAUCUGGCAAUCGCUUUUAAAGACUCUCCUCACCAUGAGAAAGAGUCACUCACAUCCAUUCUUCCCUUGAUGGUCCCUAUUCCUCCUUCCCUUGCUUCUUGGACUCCUUGAAAUCAAUCAAGACUGCAAACCCUUUCAUAAAGUCUUGCCUUGCUGAACUCCCUCUCUGCAGGCAGCCUGCCUUUAAAAAUAGUUGCUGUCAUCCACUUUAUGUGCAUCAUAUUUCUGUCAACUUGUAUUUUUUUCUUGUAUUUUUCCAAUUAGCUCCUCCUUUUUCCUUCCAGUCUAAAAAAGGAAUCCUCUGUGUCUUCAAAGCGAAACUCUUUACUUGCCCCUUGGUUCUCAUAACUCUGUGAUCUUGCUCUCAGUGCUUCCAACUCAUCCACGUCCUGUCUGUUUCCUCUGUAUACAAAACCCUUCCUGCCCCUGCUGACACAGACGUCUUCUAUGCCAGCAGCCAGCCAACCCUUUCAUUAGAACUUCAAGCUCUCCAAAGGCUCAGAUUAUAACUGUUGCCAUAUUUAUAUGAGGCUGUUGUCUUUUCCUUCUGAGCCUGCCUUUCUCCCCCCACCCAGGAGUAUCAUCUUGCCAAAUCAAAAGAUUUUUUCCUUGGGCUUUAGCCUUAAAGAUACUUGAAGGUCUAGGUGCUUUAACCUCACAUACCCUCACUUAAACUUUUAUCACUGUUGCAUAUACCAGUUGUGAUACAAUAAAGAAUGUAUCUGGCUUCUGUGCCUAGUUCCUAGCACACAGCUUCAAAAAUUCCAGAGUUUCCUGGUAGGAGUGUCUUUUGUAUUCAUAACAAGUCCUUUUCACCCAUCCCUGGGUUUAUGGGAACAAGGUUACCCAUGGUGGGCCCUUAGUUUCAAGGGAGGAGUUGGCCAAGCCAGAAAGACCAAGCAUGUGGUUAAAGCAUUGGAAUUUUCAGCCCCAUCCCACCCCCAAUCUCCAAGGAGGUGAUGGGGCUGGAAAUUGAGUUCAAUUGUAACAUGGCCAGUGAUUUAAGCAAUGAUGCCUAUGUAAAGAAACCGCAAUAAAAACUCUGGACAGUGAGGCUUGGGGAGCUUCCUGGUUGGUGAACAUUCCAAUAUACUAGGAAGGUAGUGCAUCCUGAUUCCACAGGGACAAAGGCUCCUGAGCUCUGGGCCGUUUCAGUGCUUGCCACCCUACAUACUCUUUGUCUGGCUCUUCAUUUGUAUUCUUUAUAAUAAAAUGGUGAUUUUAAGUAGAGCA
This is a messenger RNA of Pongo pygmaeus (Bornean orangutan), 3586 nucleotides long. RefSeq names its product 2'-5'-oligoadenylate synthetase 2 (gene OAS2). Gene Ontology annotation, biological process: regulation of ribonuclease activity; negative regulation of viral genome replication; defense response to virus. Lineage: Eukaryota; Metazoa; Chordata; Mammalia; Primates; Hominidae. The coding region runs from base 190 to 2349 and encodes 719 amino acids. Gene Ontology annotation, cellular component: nucleoplasm; cytosol; membrane. The transcript is spliced from 11 exons. The record is from RefSeq and is a predicted model, not a curated record. Gene Ontology annotation, molecular function: 2'-5'-oligoadenylate synthetase activity; double-stranded RNA binding.